AUGGACUUCAGCAUUCAAGGACUUGUGCAGCAGCACUCAUCGCAGAUGGAUUACGCAUUCCGCAACCUGGUCGACGCCAUUCUUAGGUACAGCGAGCUAAAGAUCUCCCUGAUCAGAAUCAGCAAUGUGACCGAAGACUCCUUCCACGUCUCCCUCGAAGCCCGCGUAACCAAGACCGGGCCCGCCAGCGCCACCUUAACCCCCAUGACGAUCGACCUCUGCGCCGGGUCCUCACAUGCAGCGACAUGUUUCGGCCGCGUGACGCUCCCGCAGAUCACCACGCAGCCCAACGGCGCCCCCAUCGUCGUCAGCAACCAGCUCGUGCGCAUCACCGACGCCGCCGCGCUGCAGGCCUUUAUCCGCCCCGUCAUCGGGUCCAAUAUGGCUACACUAAUCUUAAGAAACGGCAACACCACCGUGCGCGCGCUCGGCGUCGGCCCCAGGGCUAUUUGUUAUGAGAAGGACAUCACUUUCGCCGGCAUGGGCGGGCCGGACGUGUGCGUGCAGAGCGCUUCUACUCCAGCUCUGGUGCCUUCGUCUGCAUCUCAGGCUGCUCUGGGGGGACUUAGCGCCAGCGCGACGACAAACUCACUUACAAACCCGACACCGACGCAGGGCUCGCUCCCAUGGUGCGGCACCACCGCCUCGCUGCUGACGGGCUCGACGCCCUCAGCCAACGCUAUCUGCAUCACGAUCCACGUCACGAACCCGUCGCCCGUCGAGAUCAGCUUCGGCACGUGCGGGUUUGAGAUCCAGAGCGAGCGCGGAGAUGUCUUCGCAGAGCUCAAGGGCCGCCUCGAUAUCCGCCGCAACCACUUCGAGGCCACCUUCCAGGGGACCGUGGUCGACAGGCGGGCUGUGGCGCCUAUUCCAGUUCAGGGGAACGGGAGAAGAGGAGGUGAGAAAGCGAGGAAUAAUGGUGUGGCAAAACUGGUGGGCAAGAGGUGCGUCGGCGCCGGCUGGUGCGAUGAGACCGUCAAAGGGAUCAACGUGCCGAUUGGCGAUAUGUGGAAGGUGUUUAAGGCGCUUGGGAUGACGGGGGGGGAGGUCGAGGUGGGGACUGAAGAAGAGGACAACAAGGCGGAGAAGAGCGCGCCGGAGAGGUUUGGGAGGUGGAGGAGCAAGUUGUUCAAGCGAUAG
This is a messenger RNA of Anthostomella pinea, 1140 nucleotides long. NCBI's taxonomy places the organism in Eukaryota, Fungi, Ascomycota, Sordariomycetes, Xylariales, Xylariaceae. The record is from the annotation of a GenBank genome assembly.